Molecule: messenger RNA, 1213 nt
Organism: Hypanus sabinus (Atlantic stingray)
Lineage: Eukaryota; Metazoa; Chordata; Chondrichthyes; Myliobatiformes; Dasyatidae
Product: cyclin-O
Exons: 3
Coding region: 128-1213 (361 amino acids)
Biological process (GO): regulation of cyclin-dependent protein serine/threonine kinase activity; mitotic cell cycle phase transition
Cellular component (GO): cyclin-dependent protein kinase holoenzyme complex; cytoplasm; nucleus
Molecular function (GO): cyclin-dependent protein serine/threonine kinase regulator activity
Source: RefSeq, a predicted model, not a curated record
AUUGGUGGGGAAAAAAAUCUGCCAACGUUUCAAUUAGCUGGACCAAUAACGCGAGGCUGAGCUGGCGAGAAGCGCAUGUGAGAUUCAAAAUGAAACCUGCGCUCUACAACUUGUCAGCACAACGCUGAUGGUUGCAAACGACGCUAUGAGCGAAGGGCUUUCUCUGCAGCCAGUGCGGAGUCAGUUCAGCCCGACUAAAGGAAAGCGCCAGACCCGGGUGAAUGACGAUGUUACACCUGAAGAGAGGGCUGAGACAUUCCCUGACUGUGCAAGAGCCCCGAUUAAAAGACCCAAAUAUCCAAGAUACAGGAAGCAGUGUAGCGUUUCCAGUGGAUGUGAUAGUGGCAUUUGUACUGACGAGUCACCUUGUUCGAGCCCUUCUGAUACAGCGAGCGGUAGCCCCACAAUUCGAAGUAGCUGCUCCUUUGAUGGGCUCGCCACUCAGCUUGAUUGGCAGAUUUUCAGAGAACAUGGGGAGGAUUAUUACAAGUUUAAACGAGAAUCCGAGAAGAAAUUCCAUCCCCGGAACUGUUUGGCUCGGCAGCCUCAGGUAACUGCAGAUGACCGGUGUAAACUCGUUAGCUGGCUGAUUCCAGUUCACAGAUACUUUAACUUUUCUUUUGAAUCGCUGUGCCUCGCUGUAAACAUAAUGGAUCGUUUCCUUCAAACAACACCCGUGGCUUCAGAUUGUUUCCAACUCGUUGGAGUAACCUCGCUGCUUCUUGCGUGUAAACAAGUUGAAGUUUACCCCCCUAAGAUCAAGCAGCUGCUGUCUCUGUGCUGUGAUGCUUUUUCUCGGGAGCAGCUGUGCAACUUGGAGUGCAUCAUCUUGCUCAGGCUCAACUUCGAGCUGACCGCACCUAGCGUGGACUUCUUCUUGGAGUAUUUCACAAAGAAAACCCUGCAGCGCCAACCGCUAGACAGCAGGGUUGUCAGGACUGCCAGGCUGGCCAGGCGCCUCGUCGAGAUCAGUUUGGCCGAUUACUCUUUCAACGGGUAUCCGCCCUCCCUGCUGGCUAUCUCUGCCUUCAGCCUGGCCGAUCGGAUGUUACAUCCCGGCGAAGGGAUCGACCUGGAGUUCAGCGGUUACCCGCCCAAAGUGCUGGAAGACUGUGUGGAGACACUGGAGUUACUGGUGGCUUUGAACAAGGAGUCACUGGCAUGCUUGCAGAAUCCUGAACCGACAAAUAAUCGAUUCAACACUGAAUUAUGA